Papaver somniferum (opium poppy) is the source of this 728-nucleotide messenger RNA. RefSeq names its product josephin-like protein. The transcript has 2 exons. Gene Ontology annotation, biological process: protein deubiquitination. Lineage: Eukaryota; Viridiplantae; Streptophyta; Magnoliopsida; Ranunculales; Papaveraceae. The record is from RefSeq and is a predicted model, not a curated record. Bases 151 to 696 code for a protein of 181 amino acids. Gene Ontology annotation, molecular function: cysteine-type deubiquitinase activity.
UUUUCUCUUCACACCCUCUCGCUAGUCUCCACUUUUCUUCUAAUCGCAGAAACCCUAGUCUCUCAAAAAGUCAUCUUGCUUGAUUACCGAGCUCGAGCUUUGAAAAGGGUUUUAAAGUUAAUCACUUGCUUAUCGAGAUUUUCAAUACAAAUGGAGAAUUCAUCACAAAUCUAUCAUGAGAAACAGAAAUUGCAGUUCUGUCUAUUGCAUGCUCUCAACAAUCUCUUCCAAGAAAAGGAUACAUUCACUCGUGCAAACCUAAACACUGUAGCUGAACAACUUGUUCUUGUUGAUCCAAAUAGAGAAAAUCAGAGAUGGGUUCCUUUAAUUUUCAAGCAACAUCACAAUUCAAUCACAGGGAAUUAUGAUAUCAAUGUUCUGAUUUCAUCUCUAGAACAAAAGGGUAAAUCUGUAGUUUGGCACGAUCGACGGAAUGGUGCUUCUUCCAUUGAUCUUAAUAAAUCUGAAGAUGUGUUGAUGGGUAUUAUUCUAAAUAUUCCUAUUAUUAAAUUUAGAGGACUUUGGAAAUCUAGACAUUGGAUCGCACUUAGAAGAAUACAAGGGGUUUGGUAUAAUUUAGACAGUGAUCUUAAUACACCUCAUGCGUUUAGAGAUACUGACGAAGUGAAAGAAUUCCUGGAUUUUGUUAUUGGUUGUGGCGCAGAGGUUUUGCUUGUUUUGCAUGAUAAAGAGUGAUAUUAUUGUGAAUGUUACAAAUUACUAGAUUG